Molecule: messenger RNA, 1531 nt
Organism: Anopheles bellator
Lineage: Eukaryota; Metazoa; Arthropoda; Insecta; Diptera; Culicidae
Gene: Es2
Product: splicing factor ESS-2 homolog
Exons: 3
Coding region: 59-1510 (483 amino acids)
Cellular component (GO): catalytic step 2 spliceosome
Source: RefSeq, a predicted model, not a curated record
AACAGAAUCGUGAAUCAUUAAAAACGUAAUUUACUUGUUGCCCUCAACGGCCAGCGGAAUGUCGAAACCGGGAGAAAAGGGCUUGCAGGCCAUUAAACAACAGGAGCGAACGGUGGCAGUGUUUAAGAAACCCGUAGUGCCGAGGACCAAAACCAAAGACAAGAUCAUUCUCACCGAAGAGGAGUACCUUCAGGAAAUGGGAAAAAUUAUCCAGCGCGACUUCUUUCCGGACCUGAAAAAGCUGAAAGCACAGAACGAGUAUCUGGACGCGCUGGCAGACAACGAUGUGGGGAAGCUGCGACAGAUCUUUUCUAAAUACAACUCCAAACUACCGUCGUCCAGGCUCGCCAGCCCGGCAACGUUCGAAACUCCUCUCCCCGGUGGCACACCAGCCACGGAACAACCGCCAUCGGUGCGGUCCACAUCGAGCGCCGGUUCGAACAAAUCUACCAAAUCGGUGGGCGACCGACACUCGCUGGAUAGCUUUCUGCAGAACUACACGAGCGAAGAUAACGACAGCUUUCAGGAGAUCAUCGAAACGGCCGACCGGAAGCUACGGCAAAAGUUUGCCGUACUGUACAAAGCAGAGGAAACGUCGGCCAUACAGAUGAGCCAGUGUCUGGCGCUGCCGAGCAUCGAGCAACAGUUUGAUGUGCGCGAGAAACCGAAGCAGCUGGACAUGUGGAAUUACACGAACAAAAACUACAUCAUGUACACUCCGGACGGGGUCGAGCUGAGCAAGGAGGAGCAGCUGGAGAUGGCCAAGCAGAGGCAAGAGAUUAACCAUUCCAGCACGCGGCUGCACGUCAAUCCGUUCAACGAGCAGGACAGCAAGCAGGCCAUCGUCGAUGCGGCCAAAACGCAGGCCAAACAUUUGCCGGAAAAAAUCGGCAUCGACGGGAAGGUGGUGGACACCUCGACCGCUACGCCGCGGAUACGUGGGUUCGUGUUCGUCAAAAGUCCCUCCCCGUGCCCGGGAGUGACCGAUAGUCCGCUGUUUACGUGGGGUGAAAUCGAAGGCACACCGUUCCGUCUGGAUGCCGGCGACACACCGCUUCACCCGGCGGCCGUGGGACCGUCGUUCCGUAUCGUGGAAACGUCCAAACGCGAGAAUCUCGCCCUACAGUUGGCCGAGAAGGCGGCGGAAAAGUCGCGCGAAAAGAAAGCCAAAGCCAUCGAGGCCGCCCGACGAAACAUUGGCUCACCGGCGGUGCGCAGUUCCUUCGAACGGCUAGCCAGCAUGUCGCCGGCGGCCCGGCGGCUGGCCACUAAUAAGAUUGGCUUGAUGUGCACUCCGAGCCCGUUCACCUCUCCUGCGCGCUCCACGGGCCUGAAGACACCGUUGCCGGGGCCCGCGGGCGGUCGCAAGUCGCGAAGCAUCACGCCUUCACCGCGAGCAAUCGUGCGAAGAAAAACACCAGCCGUGGUCAAGGGUGGACCGAAUCUUACAGACGAUUUGCUGGACAUUCCGGCCACUAGCAAGCGCACGAAGGCGGCCGAUUUCUUUUGAAAACUUUUCGGUAGUUGUAAU